AUGCUGCAGCAGGAUCUGCUGGGAAUACGUCGUGGAUACUGCAGGAGGCCAGAAUGCAGCGAAUGCGAAGGCUUCAGUCGCAGAGGCAUGUGCUUCCCGCUUGCUGCAGCCGACAUUGGCUUCCAUUGCGAGUCGUGCGGCUGCAAAUCGAAGGAGCACGAGCAACUUCCUCAGGCACCGAGCAUUGGUCUUGCGACGGAAGCUUCACAAGCUGGUUACCACGCUCACCGGCAUCUGUGCGUUGGAGAUUUGGUUCAGCUUAAAGGCGCUGAGGCGUCGACAGCAAAACGUGGAAUUGUUCUUGACAUUCUCGAGUCGGGCCCGUUUGGCUUGUGCUCGGUUGAAUUGCUCAGAGAAUCGGGCACGCCUGUACCUGAGGAGAGGUUCAUCUCAGUGAGGACGGCUGAGCUCCGUGUUCAGGCUCAUGCUUCCGUCGGCUCCUGGUCGCCACCGCGAGUCCUAGGUGGCUUCGAUCGAGAGGAAAACUUCAAGAACCUGGUGUUUCAACCUGAAGGGCUGCAUGGCUUGGUCCCGGCCCUGAAAAGACGGCGAUGCAGCAUUUGUGUGCUGGGCGGCUCUAUCUCGCUACAAGCUCGUGGGUAUCGCCCAAAUCUAGUUCGCGCAUUGGAAAGACGCGGCGUUGCAGUGGAGGAUCUCCCCGCGGCUGUGGGUACCGCAGGCAGCCGCCCGUUGGCACUCGUGGUCCACGACAUGGUGUUAACGAAGCGCCCAGAUCUUCUAAUCGUGGAGGUUGCCGUGAACGACGGGGAUGACCUCUUGGAGAGCACACCAAAUUCGAAUGCCAUCUCGAUCUUGCAAGCCGCAGAAGGCAUUGUCCGUUCUGUCCGGCGCGGUUCUCCCAGUACAACAAUUGUGUUUCUCGAGAUGUUCUUGCGCGACGACAUGGAGGCACGCAUGUUGAAGACGGGGUCGGAGGCUUGGCAGCACAGCUCGAUGGAGGAGGCCGUUAUGUGGUACCAUGAUGUAGCUCCGCGACUGCAUCGCCAUGUUUGUUCCCACUAUGGGCUGGCUCAAAUUGAUUUGAUUCCCGCUUUGCGCUCCUUGGGAGCGGAGCAACGCUCGGAAUGGUUUCGGGAUGAUUGCCAUCAUUCAGAUGCAGGCGGCGAAGCUCUGGGCAAUUUGUUGGCCAAGCUUCUGCUGUGGGCAGUUCGCCAGCCAGCCUUGCCCGCCUUGAAGGUUCCAGCGGCCCCAAGCAUCCCAGCUGCUCUGGAUGCUGGCUGCUGGUGCAAUGGCAAAACCAUCCGGGUGCUUCGUGGAUGGUUGAGUCCGGCUUCCUUGGUAUCCACAAGGAGGGACAAGGACUUGCUGCACCUUGGACAGCAAGCGGACUGGCUUCUUCUCUAUACAGCGGGCAAGGCGACAAUUCCUUUCAAGGGCAGCUCCUGUGGUCUGAUGACUUUGCUCGGACCAGAUGCUCCUUGCCUGCAAGUCAGAGUGGAUGGUGGUGGUGUGCGACGUCUUUCGCUCCUGGAUCAGUGGUGCUUCUACUGGCGGGAUGCUGUUGUCCUCCUUUGUGAUGGCCUUGCUGACACAACCCACACCCUGGAGCUGCAGGUGGAGGAAGACACGCCGGAUAUGUCCAUUCUGAAGCGACAACCAUGCUCCGAGCUCUGGGGCAGGUUCCAAGAAGAGGCACGAGAAGCAGGGCGGCAGCCACAGAAACUCUGGAUGUUAUAUGCGUGCGCCGUGGAGACUGAAACAUGA
Molecule: messenger RNA, 1725 nt
Organism: Symbiodinium sp. CCMP2456
Lineage: Eukaryota; Dinophyceae; Suessiales; Symbiodiniaceae
Source: the annotation of a GenBank genome assembly